GAGAUCGCGGCGAUGUCGCAGGGGACGACUCCCUGGGGGCCGACCCCAGCAGGGCCGACCCCGGCGGGAACAACGCCCGAAUCGGAGGUACGCCGCCCCUUUCCCUUCCCGGUCCCAGUGCCGCUACCAGAGACCUCCGAGCUCUCAUUCCCCGUCCGCGGAGUCAGCGGCCGAGCCAAAUCCGGUCUCUGAAAAGGCGCCGCACGUCCGGCCCCGGCUGAAAACUGGGAACAUUUUUGAAUUUCAAAAACCUUGAAACUUGUUUAAAGGAUGCUAUUCUACUAGAUUAUUAUGUAUCUGGAUUUUUGUGGGCUAGAGGAAUGGAGUUUUCUAUUAUUCAGUAUUCAAAAUUUAUGACUUUACUAGCUAUGUUACUUCAAAAUCUUAAAACACUACAUAUGUCCUUAGAGGACAGCAUAAAAUGGCUUGGAGAAGUUAUGGCUGAAAUAGGACCAACACAUUCACAAAAAAGUGAGGACUGGAAUAUCUUUGAUGUAAAACAAGCCAAUGCUAUCAUUGAUUACUUAAAAAUCAGCUUAUUUCAACACUACAAGCUAUACGAGUUUAUGUUCUUCUCUGCCAGGGAAGAAAUUGUGAUAGGAACUGAGCAAGUAAUAGAGGUUGUCAAGUCUGCAUGUAGCCCUUUCCCAAAUCCUCUGGAAGAAGGAAUCUCAUCUGAUAUUUAUUCAACAUUCAUAGAGCCCCCCACAACAUUGGAUACAGAAAUGAAGGGGUUGGAUCAAGAACAAAGUCCUGAGGAGUCUCAGCCAGAAACUGACACCUCAAACAUGGAUCCUUUAGUUGGAUUCACCAUUGAAGAUGUAAAAUCAGUGCUGGAUCAAGUCACAGAUGACAUUUUAAUCAGCAUUCAGACCGAGAUAAACGAAAAACUGCAAAUACAGGAAGAGGCCUUUAACGCACGAAUAGAAAAAUUGAAAAAGGCCUGAGGACUCGGUACAAGGAGAGUGAUGCUAAACUUCACAGAAACAAACAAAACCAGUCAGAAUAAUAGACUCUCUGGAGCAUCGUAUCUCCGUCACUUAGUUGUGAAAGGAAAACCAAGCCCCACUUUUUAUUUUCCUAAGUAAUUCGGAAAGUAUUGGUCCCAAUUUUGCUAUCUCCCAUCCCAUAACAGCCUCUGAAUUUAUUGCACCAAGUGUAAUAAGAAUAUUUUGUAUACAAGAGUUUGGAGAAUUAUAUAUAAAAAUACAAUUACUUUUAUGAUAGUCCUUUGACGUUUUGACUAAUAAAUGCUAUUCAUCUUCAAGGAGAAUGAAGCCAACUUUUUAAAUAACCAGAAAUAAAGAAAAAUGAUAAUAACUUUAUCCAUUUUGACCCAAAUGAACUGCCACAUUACUGGAACACUGUGAAAAGAUACCAGUACCACACUACUGAGGAUAAAAUUUGUUAAACAAUAGCAAUUCAAGUGCAUAUACGAGGGUUUUUUGUUUUUUUUUUUUUACUGAAAUCAUUUGUUUUUCUUAUUUAAACGUUUCAGUGUGAAAACAAUUUUCUGAAAUUAUAUAAUGCAGUUUGAAGCACUUUAAUUUAUUCUGUACUGUAUUUGUUAUUUCUAAUCUUGUUACUCUCCCAGGAGAAUACAUGACCUAUAUAAAAAGAAGCAAUGUAUAAAUGGUUAUUAAAGACCAACCUAUAUAUAGAUUGUAAAAAUCUUAAAUACAAAUCAAACUCAUAGAGUUCCCA
This is a messenger RNA of Mandrillus leucophaeus (drill), 1704 nucleotides long. It is a transcript of the gene CABCOCO1, whose product is annotated as chromosome unknown open reading frame, human C10orf107. The transcript is spliced from 7 exons. The record is from RefSeq and is a predicted model, not a curated record. Lineage: Eukaryota; Metazoa; Chordata; Mammalia; Primates; Cercopithecidae. The coding region runs from base 321 to 947 and encodes 208 amino acids.